Molecule: messenger RNA, 4292 nt
Organism: Ipomoea triloba (trilobed morning glory)
Lineage: Eukaryota; Viridiplantae; Streptophyta; Magnoliopsida; Solanales; Convolvulaceae
Product: probable RNA-dependent RNA polymerase 1
Exons: 6
Coding region: 701-4075 (1124 amino acids)
Biological process (GO): siRNA processing
Cellular component (GO): nuclear RNA-directed RNA polymerase complex
Molecular function (GO): RNA-directed RNA polymerase activity
Source: RefSeq, a predicted model, not a curated record
CUUUCUGUACGUAUAUAUAGCACAUCCAGGUAAAAAAAAUACUGCUCUGGUGUUUUUUACUGAUUGAUCAUAUAUAUAGCCAUUUUCUCAUCUUGAAGCUGUUUGGUAUUAUUAGAGAGCUGUUGAGCACUGAGGAUAGGUAAUUAAACUCCAAAACCCAAUACAUAAACACAAUUACCUAGUUUCAAUUUUGUCUUUUCUAUUUUGUUGAGGUUGUUUUCUGGCUUGAUUCAUCAAACAAAUGAACACAUCGUCUAUGAAACUUGAUAUACAUUGUGGAAGCAUGAUCUUUUAUAUAUAGUUAUUUUCUUUGAUGACUCUAGCAAAGUUGAUCUUUACUGCAUCCAAAUAUUGCAUAAAUGUGAAUAUCAAAUUCUAAUAAUUAACCAAACAUAAGAUUACCAAGCAAGAUUUUAUGUGAGCAUCAAAUUGUUGGAUUAUAUUGUUUGUUCAAUUUUUGCACAAUCAUUUGAUGUGGAUACAUGUCAUGCAAAUGAUAACUAACCCAAAUUGAAGACUAUGAAUUUUUGUUGGUUUGUCUUUGAAAAUUUAUCAAGAGUUAUCUAGCUAGAUUAUUGUUCGUGUGCACUCUAAGAAGAUUAGUGGAAACUCCGACCGGUGUACAGAUUCUCACGUCUUCUAAAGGACUACCUUUGAAGUUGCUGUUUGUGUAUCUAUCUAUCAACAUAUACAUACAUACAUGGGAAAGACAAUUCAGGUGUUUGGGUUCCCAGAGCUGGUGUCUGCAGACGUAACCAAACAAUGCCUAGAAGAGCACACAGGAAAGGAGACCAUUUUCGCCUUGCAGAUGAAGAUGACCAAAGGAACGAAUGCUAAACCGUUCGCCAUCGUACAAUUCAAAACGGAGGAGAGCGCGGAACAGAUACUGGAUUUAGCCAAUAACCGACACAAAACGUUGUACUAUGGCGAAUCCUUGUUGACGGCUAAGAAAGUGGAAACUCCCAUUGUGGAGCCAAGAAUCUACGCCCACGAAAUUGACACGACGCCUGUCUGCUUUGGGUGUCAGAUCUCCGAGGACAGGUUUUGUGUGCUGUGGAGAAAGGCUAAUGUCGGCGUGAAGUUCGGGAUUGGGUUUAAGUAUGUUUCUUUGUUCUUGUUUUAUGACAAUGAUCAGUACAAGUUUCUGCUCUCGUAUGAAGACAUCUGGAGGGUCACGCAGCAUUUUCCCCGGGGCAAGAAUUCUAAGUUCCUCGUUAUACAGUUGUUUGCAGCUCCAAGGAUAUAUAAGAAGACUGAACCUGAAGACUCCGUGAACACGUUCUAUCUGGAAGCUCCGGAAGAUCAAUGGGUUAGAACAAGAGAUUUCACUCAAAAUUGCACCAUUGGACAAUCCACCGCCUUGUGUUUGCAGCUUCCUUCAAAUGCCUACCUUCCAAAUUUUCACCACAGUUUUGCAAACUACAGCGAAACUAAGACUCCCUUCUAUCUCGAUGAUGGUUCCUCGUUUUCAUCCAACUCGUCUCUGGUUCCGAUCGUGAAUCCUCCGAGCAGACUGGAUUUGCCGUUCAAAAUAGUGUUCAAGAUCAGCUCUCUGGUUCAGCACGGGUGCAUUCCGGGGCCGGCGCUGGACGAGAAGUUCUUCCAGUUGCUUGAUCCGAAGAGGUUUGAGGUUGAGCGGAUCGAGUAUGCGUUGGAGAAAAUGCAGCGAUUGAAGGAUUGCUGUUACGAUCCUGCGAAAUUGUUGACGCAGGAGUACAACAGGUUUAAGCAGCAGCGGAAAAAGCCGGCGAGGAGCAUGGACGAAGGGAUUGCGUAUGUCCGCCGAGUUUCGGUUACUCCUAUUAGGGUUUAUUUCUUCGGACCGGAGGCGAAUAUGUCCAAUCGCGUAUUGCGCCAGUUUCGCGAAGAUAUUGAUCGCUUUCUCCGCGUCUCGUUCGUGGAUGAGGAUUUGGAGAAAAUGCACUCGGUCGAUCUGUGCUCGCGCCCGUCUUCCGCCGGCGACGUCUCCAGGACGGAGAUUUAUAAGAGGAUUCUGACCACGCUUGAAAACGGCAUCGUGAUCGGAGACCGAAAGUUCGAGUUUCUGGCGUUUUCGUCCAGUCAAUUGAGGGAAAAUUCUUGUUGGAUGUUUGCUUCGAGAUCUGGACUUACUGCCGCCGAUAUCCGAGCAUGGAUGGGAGAGUUUCAGAACAUAAAAAACGUGGCGAAAUACGCCGCCAGACUCGGCCAAUCCUUUGGUUCUUCCAGAGAAACUUCCAGCGUAGAAAGUUACGACCUCGAACUAAUUCCAGAUGUAGAGCUGCAGAAAGACGACGGCACAAAGUACACAUUCUCCGACGGGAUCGGGAAGAUCUCCGCAGAAUUCGCCAAAAAAGUCGCCGAAAAAUGCGGACUGAAAAAACCGCCUUCCGCGUAUCAAAUCCGGUACGGCGGUUACAAAGGCGUCGUCGCAGUCGAUCCAACUUCGACCAGGAAACUGUCCCUGCGAAAAAGCAUGCUCAAAUACGAAUCCGGCAACACAAAGCUCGAUGUUCUAUCAUGGAGCAAGUAUCAGCCGUGUUACCUGAACCGGCAAAUCAUCACUCUCCUGUCUACGCUAGGGAUCAGCGAUGAAGUGUUCGAGCGGAAACAGAGGGAGGUUGUUAGCCAGCUGGACGAUAUGCUAACCGAUCCGAACAAGGCGCAGGAGUUUCUGGAGCUGAUGCCGCCGGGAGAGCACGCGAAUGUGCUCAUCGAGAUGCUCCGGUGCGGUUACAAGCCGAACGUGGAGCCGUUCCUGUCCUCGAUGUUGCAGACGGUCAGGGGAACGAAGUUGCAGGAGUUGAGGACGAAGACGAGGAUAUUUAUCCCCGACGGGAGGUCGAUGAUGGGGUGCCUGGAUGAAACGGGAACGCUGGAUUACGGGGAGGUGUUUAUUCAGUACUCCGGUGCCGGACGCCGACACCCUCAUCUCACCGGCGUCUCUAGAUACAACUCCGAUGGCAUCAUUUUGGGACCCGUUGUCGUCGCUAAAAACCCAUGCUAUCAUCCCGGCGAUGUCCGUGUUCUCAAAGCCGUUGAUGUCCGUGGCUUGCACCACAUGGUUGACUGCAUUGUGUUUCCACAAAAGGGUAAUAGACCACACCCAAACGAAUGUUCUGGAAGUGAUUUGGAUGGGGAUAUUUACUUUGUUUGUUGGGACCCUGACCUUAUUCCAAAGAGGAUCGUAUCACCCAUGGAUUAUACACCUGCACCUGUAAUACAGCUGGACCAUGAUGUUACCAUACAGGAAAUUCAAAAGUACUUCGCAGACUACAUUCUAAACGACAAUUUAGGCGUAAUUUCGAUCGCCCAUGUGGUGUUUGCGGACAAAGAACCGGACAUGGCGCUGAGUGAGCCCUGUUUAGAACUCGCUCGCAUAUUCUCGGUAGCAGUCGACUUCCCCAAGACCGGCGUUCCGGCUGAGAUACCGUCCCACCUGCGCGUAAAGGAGUAUCCGGAUUUCUUGGACAAGCCCGGGAAGCCCUUCUACGAAUCUAAGCGAGUUAUUGGCAAGCUGUUCCGGCAAGUGAAGGAUAUCUCCGCCAACUGGAGCUUCAUCAGCCCUUUUACCUUGAGCGUGGCCAAGAAAUCCUACGAUCGGGCCAUGGAAGUCGACGGCUUCAAAGAUUACAUCCAGGAAGCUUUUGAUUACAAAACCAGGUUUGAUGAGAAGUUGGUAAGUCUGAUGGAUUACUACGGCAUAAAAACGGAGGCCGAGCUACUGACGGGGCGCGUCAACGAUCCGGCGGCGAGGUUAUACGACCGGAGAAGGGACGGCGAGGCGGUGAUUUUGGCGGUGAAGUCGCUGAGGAAGGAGGCACGGUCGUGGUUCUACGAUCAUCAUCCGAGAGGCGGGGCGGGGAGAGGCGAAUCGAGCGAAUUGAGGAAGAAGCAGAGGGCGUCAGCAUGGUAUCAUGUGACGUAUCAUCAUUCUUUCUGGGGGAAGUACGGGGAGGGGAGGAAUCAUGAGCACUUCAUAAGCUUCCCGUGGUGUGUGUAUGAUGUUCUGAUUAAGAUAAAGAUGGAGAACCCGGGCAGUAUAUGGCAGAGCCUGAAUUUCACUUCAUUCGAAUGGCUGUGUAAUAUCUGCUGAUCUCAUCUGCCUGUAAAUAGUUUAUGUAAUUAUCCAAAGGACAACAUUGUAUUUAAUUUGGAUGUAAUUGUAAUUAACUCUCAUUUAAUUUAUUGUCCUAUCAACGUAUUUAAGUAUGGUGUUCUAUCAAAUUAGGUGUUGUAACAUAAGAUGGUCAUUAGGAUUUCUAUUGUCCUACGUGCUCCAUUUGGUAAUACCAGAAGAAAGAAAUUAUGUA